AUGGAGUUUAAAUCGAAUCUGAAGGGAAAAGUUUUAAAUAAUCAGACACGGGAAGUGAUAGCAGACGUGAUUCAUUUCAUGAGAAAUGAAGCGAAAAACAAUGAACCGUGUAGAGAUUUGAAAAAAGUGCAGGAACGUGUGGUAUUGGCAACAGGUGUUAGUUUAAGCAGCGUUCAAAAAAUUGCUCGGGAAAUGCAAUUAAUUGAAGAUGGCGAAUGUUCCUCAUUUGUAACUCCAAACAAAAAGAGAAAAAAAACCGCUUCAAAAACGUGCUUGGACGAUUUCGAUAUAGGGCGUCUUCGACGUUAUAUAAUGGAUUUUUGUAUAACACAAAAACAAGUGCCAACUCUGAAACGCAUACACAGAACAUUUGCAGAGGAGUACAACUACUCGGGUUCCAUAGAAAGCCUACGAAAAGUAAUUAGAAAGAUGGGAUUUCGUUGGCGAAAAACCAGAACUAAUAGAAAAUUAUUAAUGGAAAAGCCCAAUAUUCAACAUCUUAGACUGAAUUUCUUACGUAGUAUGAAACGUUAUAGGAACGCAAAUCGGCCAAUUAUAUACAUGGAUGAAACAUACGUCCAUUCAUCUCAUACCUACCAAAAGAGCUGGUCUGAUAGUUCAAACAAGGGCAUACAAAAACCAGUAUCUAAAGGACAGAUGCUUGUGAUAGUGCAUGCUGGAGGUGAAAGUGGUUUUGUUAAAAACGCUUAUCUGCGCUACAAACCUACUAUAAAAACAGGAGACUAUCAUGAUUCAAUGAACUACGACAAUUACAAAAAGUGGCUUCAGGAGAAACUAAUACCAAAUUUGCCCCCGAACAGCGUUUUAGUGAUUGAUAAUGCACCGUAUCACAACGUACAAAUUGAGAAAUGUCCAACUAUGUCUUCCAGGAAAGCAGAAAUGCAGCAGUGGCUGACAACUCGAAAUAUUUCCUUUACAGAUGACAUGUUGAAAUUUGAACUAUACGACAUUAUAAAAUUACACAAACCUCGGUUUAAAACCUAUGAAAUUGACAAAGUACUCGAGGAAAAAGGACAUUCAGUUUUACGGUUACCCCCGUAUCAUCCGGAUUUGAAUCCUAUAGAGUUAGUAUGGGCUUCUAUGAAGCAAUAUGUUGCUGAAAAGAAUGUCAGUUUUGAUUUUAAAUUAGUGGAAAGUUUGUGUGAUGAAUUUUUUAAUUCGUUUUCAGUCGAACAAUGGAAAAAGAGGUGUGAGCAUGUGAAAAAAAUAGAACAAAGUUAUACGGCACAACAGCCAGCUUUUGACACCGUGGUGGAUCAAAUAAUUAUAAAUGUAGGUGUCGAUAGUGACAGUGAUUGUGAAAAUGACUGGAUAGACUCUGAUUCUGAGUCAGAUGAUUCAUAA
Messenger RNA from Diabrotica virgifera virgifera (western corn rootworm), 1365 nucleotides. RefSeq lists its product as uncharacterized. The coding region runs from base 1 to 1365 and encodes 454 amino acids. Gene Ontology annotation, molecular function: nucleic acid binding. NCBI's taxonomy places the organism in Eukaryota, Metazoa, Arthropoda, Insecta, Coleoptera, Chrysomelidae. The transcript has a single exon. The record is from RefSeq and is a predicted model, not a curated record.